CGACCGGCAAUUCGUGGAGCAAGGCGCACAUUUUCGAUCAGGAACCGCCGUCAUGCACGCGUCUUUGGCGCGGCAUUGCCGCACGCACCGUCACCACGUCACCGCGAUUAUGGGGCGACAAGGAGUUCCAUGUAUGUUGAUGUCCACGCAGAUCCCUCCACCAAGUCCUCGCUCUGGCAUUUUCAACACGAACUUUGACGUGACUCAACCGAAGCACCAAGAACGCAUGGAGAGGUGGAAGUGGGUGCUCGACCUUCUCGGGUACUACAAUGAAGACGCACGCAUCAGCAGCAACUCUGCAUUAUUGUACCACAGCUGUGUCAACCAAGCCGCGCACCCGUCAUUCUACCGUGCGCUAGACCUCCCGACGGAUUUUCGUUCCCAGCAAGCCUUGCUGAUGGUACACGUGUGGAUCGUCCAUCGCCGACUUAUCUCGGUCAAGUCCUCGGGCAAGGACGAUCCUGGCAAGGUUCUGCAGGAAGCGUUGUUCGAUCGACUGUGGGAGGACACCGUGUUCCGCAUUCGGCACCAAAACGUGUCAGAGUUGACUGUGAACAAGCACUUGGGAGAAGUCCAACAGCGCUGCUUCGGCCAGUGUGUUGCAUUCGAUCAGCACUACAACGCGGCUGGUUCCAAGACUGCCCUCAACGACGCCGUUUCACGCCACGUCCUCAAUGUGGAACCGCAUGCCAAGCCCAAGCAGGCAGCGCUCUUGGCGACGUAUAUCCAGCGCGAGCUCAAACAUGUCCAAAAGGCGAGAAUGGAGGAACUCGAAUCCGGUGCCGUGCCUUGGGGCCCUCCGCUUGCAGCCAGCACACGCACGGACGCGACAGUGCCACAGGAUGACUACGACUUCGACUUGAUCGGGCAACAAUACGGCGAUUGGCGUAGCGCGUUGGACAUCCGAGGCAAGAAGUAUUUCUGGAACAGCAUCACACGGAUGUCGGCGUGGGAGAAGCCCCAGAAAGCAGGGCACUAGAUCGUUCAGCCUACCUCGUUAAACUCCAUGUAUCCACGAUGGUUGUCACUUCCACACUGUUUCGCCGCCCAUCCAUGAGCUUUGAGUAGUCGACCCUUCAUCAUAUCCAUGCAUAUUCAUCGUCAUUCCGCGUGUCUUUGAGAGGCAUCUUCAGGCGCUUCCUCCAUCCCUCAAGAGUUGCAUAAUAUUGCGUGCGCUUGAAGCCAGGACGAUGUAGUCUGUUCGCCUCCGCGGGAUUCUCGUACAUCACGUCCGCGGAGACGACCUCAUGCUGAUCCACGCACUUGGGGACCUGUCCUUGCUUGGCGGUAAAUACAGGUGCGGCGCCUCGAGAACGAGCUUCCCGCGCCGCGUCGGCAACCGCGGC
Aphanomyces invadans is the source of this 1346-nucleotide messenger RNA. RefSeq lists its product as hypothetical. Bases 53 to 979 code for a protein of 308 amino acids. The transcript has 2 exons. Gene Ontology annotation, biological process: mitochondrial respiratory chain complex III assembly. NCBI's taxonomy places the organism in Eukaryota, Oomycota, Saprolegniomycetes, Saprolegniales, Verrucalvaceae. The record is from RefSeq and is a predicted model, not a curated record. Gene Ontology annotation, molecular function: protein binding. Gene Ontology annotation, cellular component: mitochondrion.